AUUCGCAAUCAUCAAAAAAAUCAAAAGACACAGACAGCCUCCAAAUCAGAUCGAAGAGUAGGGGAUAAAAAUUGAUCAUGGCACUUAGGGUUUUCUUUGUCUUUCUUGUUGUCCUCUUCUUGAGUGGACAAGGUUAUGCACAACCAUGUAGUCUAUCUUCAGUCAUUGUGGACGUAGCGAAGACUGGGCGGGUUGCGAAGGGAAGGCCAGAAUUCCAAGUGGUCGUAAACAACACAUGUAUAUGCACUCAAACUGAUCUGGUUCUAAGCUGCGAUGGGUUCACAAGUUAUGAGCCAUUGAAGCCUGAAGUUCUAAAGAAAGUAGAUGGUGGAUGCUUGGUCAACGAUGGGGGACCAGUAUUUGGAAGGUAUCCAUUCAACUUCAGUUAUGUGGGGACAUUACCCACCAAGAAAUUCACCCCUGUUAGCUCUCAGAUCAGCUGCUCCUGAUGAUCGCAUUUAGAAUACAGUCUCUUUUUCAAGUUGUAAAGAGAGAGAUGUGAUAGUAAUAAUUUAAGUAUACUGAUAUUGCUGCAUGCUUUGGAUUUGGAUGGAGGUAUGAUUAAUAAAUAUUUGAGUUUUAGCUUAAUA
Molecule: messenger RNA, 590 nt
Organism: Rhododendron vialii
Lineage: Eukaryota; Viridiplantae; Streptophyta; Magnoliopsida; Ericales; Ericaceae
Exons: 2
Coding region: 78-449 (123 amino acids)
Biological process (GO): cell fate determination
Source: RefSeq, a predicted model, not a curated record